Molecule: messenger RNA, 4953 nt
Organism: Naegleria gruberi
Lineage: Eukaryota; Heterolobosea; Eutetramitea; Acrasida; Naegleriidae
Exons: 1
Coding region: 1-4953 (1650 amino acids)
Biological process (GO): siRNA processing
Cellular component (GO): nuclear RNA-directed RNA polymerase complex
Molecular function (GO): RNA-directed RNA polymerase activity
Source: RefSeq, a predicted model, not a curated record
AUGCAAGUGUUUAAACGCUCUUUUAGAAUGAUUGAAUGGGAUAAACAGAGUGCCUACAUUGAAAUUACAUUGGAAGAGACCCAAUUCGAGAGUGUUCGCAAAAUGAUUUUCAACACACUUCUCGAUAAGCAUGCAGCAUUGUUUAUUGAGCCAACAGAGAGUUUACAUUCCUACCAUUCCAACAAUAUCGAAAUCUGCCCAGGUGCAAUGACUUUUUCUGCUGAAAAAGGAUUCGAAAUCUACAUGGAAGAAGGUGGACCUAUUCAGUUAUCUCCAGAAAUGGAUUUCCAUAAUGAAAUCCUGAGGGCAGUUGGUAGAUACAUAUUAAUUGAUGAGAGGAGUGGUAAAUAUGUCUUUAAUGUGGUUAACAGUGAAGAAUUGAACAAGUACUCUUGCAUUGGAAAUAUUGAGCCAGGAACCACUUCCAUUCCAAAUACGUUUGACGGUUUCAAGGUUUAUUUUGUCAAGUUAAAUGUUAAAGAACUUAUUCCAUACGAAUCAAUCUUCCAUGAAAACAGCACGAUUUCCUAUUACCUGUCGUAUAUUCAAGAUAGACAUCCAAUGCUUUACAUUUCCCCUCAAAUAAUAUCAUCUAUCAGUGAAAGAUUGAAAGCUCUUAUCAAUAAUGACAGCUUUUCAUCCAAUGCUCUUUCCAUGUCGUUAUUUACUGCUGAAAUAUGUAGUUUAUUCAAGAAAUGCACCUUUGCACCUGAAUCAAAAAUGUUAGAGUACAUUGAGAAAUUGAAAAUAUCUCAGCAAUCAAAUGAUACAAAGGAGAGUAGAUUCAUUAGAUCUGUUACUUACAAACAAAAAAUAACCUAUGGACUUCCACAACUUAUGGAUGAUAAGAGAUUUUUCAGAAAGUUACACCCAGACAACUUUGUAAAAGUGAAAAUUAUUGAUGUAGUUCCCGCCAGUAUUGAAUGUUGUGGAAAAGAAUAUCGUCCUGUUGGUGGCUCUUUAAGUAUGCUCCGUAGUGACUAUGUCUAUUUCUUUGACACAACUGCCAUGCCAGCGUGUAGCGAAGUCGAUGAAUUAAUGCAAAUAUUUGGUACAUAUGACUCGAAUCUCAACCCCUUCAAACUUGUUUCCAGACAUGCUCUUAAUUUUACAACUACAAAAGAAACUUGUACCAUCAAUAAGUGGAAAUGUGUUAAGGAUGAAUUGGCAAUUGAUGGUUCUGAAAUGACUGAUGGAAUAGGAAAAAUUUCACAAAGUAUAGCGCAACAAAUUUCCAACCAGUUAGGGCUUGUUUCAGUGCCAACAGCCUUGCAAAUCAGAUUCUUAGGAUUCAAAGGAGUACUGUCAGUACUACCUGAUGAAGACUUGGGAGAUGGAAUGGAUGUCAUUCUUAGAGAAUCAAUGUGUAAAUUUAAUGGAAAAGAGGAGCUUAACAAGAUUGAACUGGUUAGUUGCACAACUGCUCGAAAACCAGCAUACCUAAAUAAGCAAAUUAUUUUAUUGCUUACUACUUUGGGUAUUACCAAAGAAACCUUCCUUUCUAUAUUCUUAGAUUAUUUCAAAGAUCUCUCAGAAAAAAUUACGUCUCCUAAAUACUUUUUAAAAGUUCUCAAAGAAAAUUGUAUGGAUACUUUACCAGCCAUUCAAUCUCUGAAUGAAAUGCCUGACGAUGAGUUCCUGCAAUAUCUGGCAAGAUACUUGAUUUAUGACGAAAUCAAGAAAGUACAAACAAAGGCAAUGAUCCCAAUUGAAAAAGCUGUAAUUGCUAUGAGUAUUGUUGAUGAGUAUAAACAACUGAAGGAGAAUGAAGUUAUGGUGCAACUUGGCGAUGGAAAUUAUAUAGAGGAUGGUACGCAGGUAUUUAUUUGUAGAAAUCCCUGUUUGCACCCUUCAGAUAUUCAAACCUUCACUUGUAGAGAUAACAGCUUACUGAGAAGCAAGUACAGACCAAGCAAUGCAGCAAUUAUCUUCCCAACACAAGGAUACACAUCGAUCAAGAUUUGUGAUUUUGAUGGUGAUCGAGUUUUUGUUUGUUGGGAUUCUAGAUUGAUACCUGAUCAGGUCUCUAAUUUGUCUCCCUUGACACAUGAUAAUGAGCCAAUGGAGUCUACAACUGAGCACUCAGAAGUUUUGAGCAAAAUAUUAGAGAACGGAAAAUUAUUAGGGAAAAUAAGUGAUGCUUGGGUUGCUAUAGUUGAUUCUGAAGGUGCUGACUCUGACAGAGCACUAGAAUUGGCCGACUUGUUUGUAAAAGCUGUUGAUUUCCCAAAAAAUGGAAAGCAAAUUUCACUACCAAACUGGUUUAAAGAUAUUAUUUAUCCAGAUUUUAUGGAACGUGGAUCAAUUUCUAUCAAAUCAAACUCCAUUAUUGGACGAAUCUAUGAGAAGUGCACAAGCAUUAAAUCUGGCAUUCCAUCAGAAUUUAAAGAACCAGAAUUUAUUAUCCAAGAUGAAAAGGUUAAUGAAUGGAAUAGAAGAUUUUGGCAAAUUAUUGAAUAUUUGAAACAAGUUCAUUAUUGUACAUUGUUUGAUCUGUUUGUUGGGAAUGGGAUUGAACGAAAAGAAUUCACACAUUUAAUAGAACAAUUCAGAGAAAUUGCAAGAGAGGAAAAUUGUAAACUAGCCAUUCAAAACUUACCAAUUGCCAAUAUUUUCUCAUUGACUAUUCCUUCAAGAAGAAUUACAGAAUUCAACAAGUUGGAUAUUUAUAAGAAUCUGGCCAAAUCUCUCAAUAGCUUUGUAGAGCAUAUGAAUUUGGAACAGCUUGAAAUCAUGGAAAAAAGAUUGGAGCAACUUAAGUACAAAACUAAUCAAGAAUAUAGAAUUCACAUGUUUGGUUCUUUACCAGUCCUCCUUCAUAACUCAUUUAGUUCGGAUUGUGACACCUUUUUCGAUUUCAAAGCAGAAAAAGGAGAUGAAAAUUGUCCACCUGUUUGUUCAGUACUGUCAUCUGAGUUUGGAUCCAGUGCUACUGAUUGGCAAAAAUCAGUACCAAUGUUCAGGAUAUUUGCAAAGGUCACCGAUCUUCCGUUUAUAGAAUCGAUUGAUUUUACCAAUUCCAGUAGAGGAUUGAGAAAAAAGCACCACUUGAGACUCUAUUUGAAACAAAAACCUAAAUUAAUUGUCCUCCUUAAAGUAUUGAUUGAUCUUCUCAAGAAAAUAUGCCCUCACAUCAAAACUUAUCAAUUGACAUGGAGAAUUGUGACAUUUUGCCUAGAAAAGAACUACCUUGUACAAGAAAGUCCACCAACUGAGCAGCAAGCAUUUGAUGGUGAAAUGGAGAAAGACUCUGUGUUUAUGAAGCAAAUUCUAGGUAAAUGUUUGAAUAGCGAAUUCCAACAUGAAACCGAGCUGAUUGUAUUGUUUUUGAAGCGUUUAAUAUUCAAAGAAAAUAUGGAGUUCGUGGAUAAUCUGGAUGGGAAAAUCACCGCUGUCAUUUUGACUAUUGAGCAAGUAAGCCAUGCCAGGGAUUUACUUGAUUCUUGUAUACUUAAUCUUUUCCUUCUUCACGACUUUACCAAAUUAAGCAUUGAAGAGAUGGAGGAAUCACAAGUUUAUGUACCGAGCCUUCUACGAAAAGUACUUGGAAACUCAAUGAUAGAGACGGUCCUGAAGUCUGAGCUGGAAAAGAGUUGCAAUUGUAAAAUUACCAAUCUUUUUGAAAUGAAAAAUGGUAAUUAUAUAAUUAAUGCCACUGGAGAACAUGGAAUCAGCUCAAGACUGAAGCGAAAGCUAGCUCUUUGGAAUGCAAAUUGUAAAUAUUUCAGAGCCAACAAUCAUAGAUUGUUUUUAGAGGGCUCUACUUUGGCAAUUUAUGAGGGAGAUUCUUUAGACAGUCCAAUUGAGUUCAAGCCAUAUUUAGGAAAAUGUAAUCCAAAACAUGUGCUUGAACCAAUAACCAAACACCAACCAAAAUUGAAGGUUUACAAGGAAGAAGUUCUUCCAAUGUAUGAUUUUUAUCAAAAUUUGUUAACACAAUUAGAAAAAACGUUAGCAAUUGAUUUGGACCCAAAUCAUUUUACAUACUCUAUCAAAUUUGGAACCUAUUAUUUGAUUAAUAUUGAAAAGUCAAUAUUUUCUGAGAUUAUUCCACAAGAUUCGAAACACUACAACUCUCUAAUGAAAAAGAAUCAUUUCCACAGUAUCGAGGAGGUCAAAAAAUACAAAGAAGAAAAGAAACCAGUUGAGACUUCGAAUGAUUUUGAGAAAGAAUGGCCUUUAAUUGAUUAUUUACAACCUAACAAACGUGGCUCUAGCAAAUCAAAAAGUAAAGUAGGUUGCCAGAAUGAAACUCCAGAAAUUAUAAAGAAGAAACAAGAAAAGAAGGCACCCUCAGAUUCUUUCCUAACCCUUGUAGAUUCAGAAGCCAUUGCUUUAAUAUUGAAAGAGCUUGCAGGAUGUACCAAGCAAGAAUUUACAGAAUAUAACGUAUGUGAGAUUGAAAAUGUUGAAAGGAAAAACUCAGUUGAAUACAAGGUGAAAUUGGAUGAAAAUUUGAAAUUGAAACCAGAUGGAAUAUUGAGCCGUCGUACCAGAGUAAUGGCUACAACAUUUAUUGGAAAAACAAGUGAUAUGAGAUUCUACAUUAAUCAUUCUAGAUUUCUUCCAGAAGAUCACAGUAUCAGCAGGUUGGUGAACUCCCUCAAUAGAGAUCAGUGGAUAAUCAGAAUAGAUUCACCUCAACAAUUGACCCAUCAUUCCGAGCUAUCACUUGUUAAUGUUGUCAGAAAAUUAGAAAAGCAAAUUUACACUUAUGAACAUCACAAUCAAAUGCUCGAAAUAACCAUACUUAAAGUAUCUCUCUUCACCAAGAAGCUCUCCUCUUUGAGUCAAACCCUAGAUCUCACCAGCGAACAUUACGAACUCAAAAUUGCUCUUCCAAAAACUGGCAUAUUACAUUCAUCAACACCAUGCAUGGCUCUUCUCUCAUGUGGACUUUACUUUUGGAAAAUUAUUCAACAAUCCAACAAACUCACCACUGCAGACCAAUAA